GCGCCCGGUAAUCGCGCCCCGCAACUCUUUACCCCGGCUUUUUAAUUUUUUUUUUUUUUUUAAUCUGUGCUGUGCUGGUGGGCCGUGGAUGCUCCGGUGUGGACAGCUGCGGAUGCCGCCUUCCAGUCCCCGCAGCCCUCUAGAGGAAAAGGAUGACGCCUUCUCCGCAGCUGAGCAAGCCGGAGCUGCCGGAUGGAGCUGCACCGUACAGCCGCACAGUCAGGGGGUAGCCAAGUCAAGGCUGCACGGUUCCCACGGCAGCCGCGGCCGCCCCCGCCCACCGGCUGGGCCCUCCCAGCAGCCGCCGCUUCAGUUUGCCACUGCCCAUUGACACAAAAGAGCUUGAUGAGCGGGGCGGCGCGGCCAAUCAGCGGGGCGCGGGGGCGACCUCCCCCUCAGCCUUGGGCCGCGAGGCCAUUGCUAGCAAAAGGGGGGAGCAGGCCGACUGGGGCUGCGGCACACGGGCGCGGGAGCCAGCGCGGUGUCAAGUGCAGCUCAGACGCACCAACCGGGCCGAUUUGCAUUUUACCCUACCUUCCAUCUGUACCCAGUCUUCUUCAGCAUGGAGGAACCAAACCACGGUCCUGGAAAGGAGCUGCAGCACAGGACACGAGUGGAGUCCCCAGGAAAGAAAAGCUGGCACUCCCAGGCCUAUGCCCUUGGGGCCGUUUCCAACUUUGUAUCUACUUUUCUGACUUUCCCCAUCUAUAAAGUUGUGUUCCGGCAACAGAUCCAUGCCGUGGCAGCAUCAGAGGCUGUGCGACAGCUUUGGCAUGAAGGCCCUCAGUACUUCUACCGGGGAAUAUACCCACCUCUUCUCUCUAAGACAUUGCAAGGAACUCUGUUGUUUGGGACUUACGAUAGCCUGCUGUGUUCUCUCUCUCCCGUUGGGCCACACUCCCUGAGACACCGCUGGGCUGCAGGGCUCAUGUCAGGUGUGGUGGAGGCUGUGGCAUUGAGCCCCUUUGAAAGGGUGCAAAAUGUGCUCCAGGAUGGUCGCAAGCAAGCCCGCUUCCCCAGCACCAUCAGCAUUCUCAAGGAGUUCAACUCUUAUGGGCUAUGGGGGCGGCUGUCACUGGGCUACUAUCGUGGUUUCUGGCCUGUCCUUCUGAGGAACAGCCUGGGGAGUGCUCUGUAUUUUUCCUUCAAGGACCCCAUCCAGGAUGGCUUGGCAGAGCAAGGCCUGCCCCACUGGGUUCCUGCCUUAGUGUCUGGGAGCGUCAAUGGAACAAUAACCUGCCUAGUCCUGUAUCCUCUGAUUGUGCUAGUGGCCAAUAUGCAGUCCCAUGUUGGCUGGCAGAGCAUGCCAAGCCUGUGGGCCUCUGCCCAGGACGUGUGGGACACUCGGGGCCGAAAGGUAUUUCUGAUCUACCGUGGAGGCUCCCUUGUCAUCCUAAGGUCCAGUGUGACAUGGGGCCUCACCACGGCUAUCCAUGACUUCCUGCAGAGGAGGUCUCAUUCCAGGAAGGAGCUAAAGACUGACUAGCUGCAAGAAGUGUGGCUGUGGCAACUUUGUUAUCCUAAGCCUUCCCAGGUCGGUCUAAAUAGCUUACUUCUUUGGCUUGGUUACCUACUACAACCAUUCUUUAGUGUCUUUGAACUGCCAAUGCAUGGGAGAAGUUCCCAACUACCAGCCUGUCAGCACAAACAAAGCCCAACAGGGUUCCUUGGUCAGAAAGAGAAAGUCACUCCAUCCUGUCCACAGUUUCAACAGCCUUGGACCCAGUAGGCCCUUAAAAAAACUUGUAACCUUGAUGAAAUGUCAUUUCUUUAAGGAAUUCCUUGACAGUAAGGAGAAACGUUGUAAGAUGACCUUAGUUAGGCACUAUAAGUUCUGGAAUCCCUCUAGCCCUUUGGACCGAACUUAGUGGAGGACCAGGGACUCCAGUUUCAAAGAACUAAGCUUGAGGCUUAGGAUGUGGAUUCCACAGAACUCCUCAGAUGGCUGGCUACAUUUCUAUAUUGUUCACUGUCUCUACUGCCACCACUCUCACUUCUCAGGGCUGGGGGCUCUAGUUUCAGUCAGCUGGCAGCUGGGGCUGGAAACCCUGAAUUAGACUUGCUUCAACUGAUCAGCUGUCACAGGAACUGAUGGAGCUGGAUAUAGGAGUGGAAAGAAGUAUUGUCACUAGUUGCGUGGGAAGAAUAGACUUUGAAGGAAGAGAUUUGGUUGCAUGAGAAAAAUUUACUCUAGAAGGCUUGGUGUUAUCUGGCAGGAUAUUUUUGAUAGCAAGGCAAAAACAUUGCCUAGAAACCACUUGACUUUCUCUAGGAAAUCUGGAAGUGAAAUGACCAUAUCUCUUCACAAAUAAUUGCAUAUUUUAUUGCUGUGGAUAAGUAGUCACUGUGACGAAAAGAUCAGAAAUCUUCGCCUGUCAUUUGGAGCCAUUCGACAUAUGGCCCCCAUAUAACUUGCAGCAUUUUAUCACACCACUGCCACUGACAUAGAUCCCAUACAAAGAGCUAAACUGGACUAUUGUCCUCUCUCCAGACAUGCCAUGAACUUUCCCAUGGCCGUGCUUUUGCCCACACAAUUUCUCCACUUACAGUGCCCCUUCCUCACAUGCCAGUUUGUCAAAUAUCCUUCCAGUUCCUCAAAGCCUAGCUCAGAUGCCACCUUCUCUAUGGAGACUCUUCUGAUUUCCCACAACUGAAUGGGACGUUAGUCUCUGGUGACACCCUCCCCCCUUCUAAGAACACUGCAUACGUGGCACUGAUUCCAUUGUGUCCCUGAGUUCCUGUGACCCUGUGUUCUUGUUGGUGUUCUUCAAUACCUCCUACUAGACUGUAAAACUCCUUGAAAGCAGGGAUUCUUGUAUGCAUUUUAAAAUCUCCCGUUGUGCCUAGGUGCUCAAUAAUGUUGGCUGAAUUAUUGAAUUGAUUAUCAAUCUGUGAUAUGAUCUUUAUCCUCAGGGUGCUGUCCCUUGUACGUGAAAAUAAUGUUAUUGACUCGCCGUCAGCAAGACACAUGCCUUUGGGGGUGUGGUUUUGUUUUCUUUUAUUAGAGGAUUUAGUUUUAUGCUAAUGAUAAUGAUGCUGCUGAUGAUAAUAAUUAAUAAUAAUAAUAAAUGACUUUCAAC
Messenger RNA from Mustela erminea (ermine), 3080 nucleotides. RefSeq names its product solute carrier family 25 member 53 (gene SLC25A53). The transcript is spliced from 2 exons. The record is from RefSeq and is a predicted model, not a curated record. NCBI's taxonomy places the organism in Eukaryota, Metazoa, Chordata, Mammalia, Carnivora, Mustelidae. Bases 563 to 1486 code for a protein of 307 amino acids.